GAGAGAUACGGGAGAGAUACGGGAGCUCACUGACAAGACGCACAGAGAGGGGAGAAAGACUAGCUCCCGGGCUCAGUUACACACUCCAGUAACUUCAAACCAGCUCCGACAAAGAGAGAGAAGAGGAGAAGUCCAGUCUGGAUUCUGUCACUUUUUUUGGUUGGCCUGCCUUGCAUGGAUUUCUUGGGACAUUUUAUGAGAAGCAGCAUUAAUCUUUUUUUUUUUUUACUUCCAGAUUUUAUUUAUUAAUUUUGUACUGAGCAGUUUGUCAUCUUUAAUCCAGACCUCCUCCACCUCCCUGCACUGGAGGGGAUCAAUGGUUUGGGACAUGUGUGCGGAGCAGGUUUCAGCAGUGUAUAUGAAUGGGUUGUGUUUGUGUCUUUAGAUAUCAGAGUGUAGGUGUACUUUCAAACUUUAAAAAAGGGAUUUUAAGUGAGUGAGUGUGUGUGAGUAACCAGGAGCAGAGAGCAACAGUCAUUGGAGGAGAAGGAGGAGUGUGGUGAGAGGUCUUUGAGGCGAACCCCAAGUUGUUCCCGUGGCGAGGUGAUCUGAGUUAUGGAUGUUGACGCAUUCCUGCGUCGCUUCUGAGGAAUAAACAGCAACGGAGACUACAGCAGAGCCAGCCACAAAGCUGAAGGCUGCAUCACCAUCUCCAAUAAUUUUACCGAUAAAGCCACAUCACGUCUACCGCAGUCAUUCUACCGGUUUUUAAACCUACAGUCCCAGUGAGGUUGGGGGUCCCGGGGCAGAGGAGGUGUAGGCGGUCGGUCAGGGGGAGUUUCUCCCACUCUCGCUCCCUUUCCCUGCACCCAGCUCAGCAUGCCCCAGCCCCUGAGCACCUCCACAGCUCUCCCAGCUCCACUACCAUGUGUAGAUGGACAGUGACACAAGGUGCACCGCACGCCUGGUCCUCCACCUGCUACAGACCCCCCUCUCUCAUCCUCUCCUUCACCUUCCUCCUCCUGCUUCUCCUGCUCGGAACCUCUUCCUCCGCACCCCUGUCCGCUUCAUCACCAGACUCUGAGAAGCACCACAAUGCAGCGAGAGGGGCUCCUCCUCACAUCUUCAUCUCACAUGCGCCACCUUCCUCGUCACCCUCACCGCUGCACGCAUCCUCUGCGAGGUUGCCCCGGGCGACCAAUGUGUCAUCGUCCUCCGCGACAGUCAUCGGGCGCCACGUGCGGAGCAGCUACAACCAUCUUCAAGGGGACGUGCGCAGAAGGAAACUGUUCUCCUUCCAGAAAUUCUUCCUCCGCAUUGAUAGAAAAGGAAAAGUUAGUGGCACCAAAAGUGAGGACGACCCAUACAGUAUGCUGGAGAUCAAGUCAGUGGAUGUGGGAGUCGUGGCCAUCAGGGGCCUCAGCAGCAACUACUACCUGGCAAUCAGCAAGAAGGGAGAGCUAUACGGAGCG
Gymnodraco acuticeps is the source of this 1412-nucleotide messenger RNA. RefSeq names its product fibroblast growth factor 10-like. Gene Ontology annotation, molecular function: chemoattractant activity; growth factor activity; type 2 fibroblast growth factor receptor binding. Gene Ontology annotation, cellular component: cytoplasm. Gene Ontology annotation, biological process: positive regulation of epithelial cell migration; secretion by lung epithelial cell involved in lung growth; limb development. NCBI's taxonomy places the organism in Eukaryota, Metazoa, Chordata, Actinopteri, Perciformes, Bathydraconidae. The record is from RefSeq and is a predicted model, not a curated record.